UUUCUUUGUCUCUAGUUUUCAUUUGAUUUGUAGCUAUGAUUACAAUAGUGCAUACACCAACAGGCUCCUGACCGACGCAAGGGCUGACUAAAGGAACGAAGUCUGAAAAACGGGUAAUAUGGAUACCGAGGAAACCUGCUGUAAUUGUAAAUGUGUGGCGUAUUUCGUUUUGGAGUUCAUACACGUCGGACUGAUCGUCACCCGUAUCAUCGCACUUAUAAUAUUUCUCCAUUUCGACACGAAGUGUCUAAUCAUUGAACACGGAUCAUCUCUCGAUUGUGAGCAAGAAGGACUUUUAGAUGACUCAGAAUCUUGGAUGUUUGCCUGGUUUAUUUUGUCAAUGGCAUCUGCAAUCUUCAUUAUUAUCAUUGUUUUGGUCGAUAAAGAGUUCCAUUUCGUAAAAUCGAAAGCACGUAAAGUAUGCAAGAAGGGCUCGUUCUGGUCGCUUACAGUUUUAGGCUUGCUAACAGUGGCAUACUACAGUGUUAGAGUUGGUAAAAGCCCAUCAAAGAAUAAGCAUAUAUCAAUUGCAUUGAUAUUUUGGCCGAUCGCAAUGUACUUUGUUGUGAUAUUUUUGAACUAUACGCCGCGUGUACGUUUCGAUAAAGACAAGCGCGGCGGUCGUUGUCCUGAAGAUUGUUGCCAGUGUUGUACACAUUGUAUAGAUAUGCCACGUGAAUGUCUUCCUGAAAAUUGUUGUAAUGGUGACACUGAAUGUUGUCGUUGUACAUGUUGUAGAGGUCGUACAUGUUGUAGAGGUUGUACACGGUCCACAUGUUGUACAUGUUGUACAUGUUCUGCAUGUUAUACAUUUUGCAAAAAUUUUGGUCCUUUCUUUAUUUACUGGACCUCUCUCAUUGUGUUUUCCAUUGAAAUAGCCUGCAUUUGGCUUGCUAUCGCACUUGACACCGCAUAUGAUGUGGCACCACUAAUGGAAAGUUCCUAUCGGGACGAGUCUAGCAGAGGGAUUGUUAUUUUACUCCUUGGUUUCAGAGUGAGCUACCACACACGGUUGCUGUUUUUCUUUUGGGAAAAGAUGUUUCAUGGCGAUAAGGACCUUUUUUCUGAGCCUUGUCCAAAAUUAUUGUCACGUUGUAAGCCAAGAGAAGAGCCAAGAGAGAACCCAGGAGACGAGCCAACACCACAACCCAAUUCGAUAGCAAUGGAAAAAUUUAAUGAGAACUCGAGCCUACUAGUACAGCAAAAUCGAAGGAGUCAAAUUCGGUGAAACCAAACAGGCAAGCACCACCAGUACCACAAAAAAACGACCCUGCACCCGCAAACAAAGCAGAGUAACUAUUUGCAGCCAGCUGACGCCGGAAUCACGACAUCAAGGGAAAUUCUUUAUUUUAACCUACCAGCUUUUGAUAUUUUUGAUCCAAGUAAAGAUUUUGUAAUCAAAUUUGCACAAAAAUAACGUUCUACUUCAAGUUAUUUCCUUACAACUUUCUCGUUAAUGAUUUAUCGCGUUUUCACUUGGAAUAAAUUUACGAUUGUAACUAUUAAUAUAUUUUAUUUUAAGCGUGAAAUAUGUUCCCUUUCAAGGCCGUAGCUAGACCGCUUAAUUGGGGGGGUGUAUAUUCAUAUAUUCAUGUUUGUAUACCGUAGGAACAAUA
Molecule: messenger RNA, 1616 nt
Organism: Dendronephthya gigantea
Lineage: Eukaryota; Metazoa; Cnidaria; Anthozoa; Malacalcyonacea; Nephtheidae
Exons: 3
Coding region: 119-1228 (369 amino acids)
Source: RefSeq, a predicted model, not a curated record